Molecule: messenger RNA, 3601 nt
Organism: Calypte anna (Anna's hummingbird)
Lineage: Eukaryota; Metazoa; Chordata; Aves; Apodiformes; Trochilidae
Gene: OPRK1
Product: opioid receptor kappa 1
Exons: 4
Coding region: 357-1592 (411 amino acids)
Biological process (GO): sensory perception of pain; neuropeptide signaling pathway; G protein-coupled opioid receptor signaling pathway
Cellular component (GO): membrane; neuron projection
Molecular function (GO): dynorphin receptor activity; neuropeptide binding
Source: RefSeq, a predicted model, not a curated record
AGAGACAGAGGAGAACGUGUGCAUCAGUGCAGAGUGCUGCCGGAGCCCUGGCAGAACGAGAGGGAGGCAGAGGGAGCCGGAGAGGGAAAAGCCUGAAGUGGUGGGAGCUGGAACAGCAGCAGCUGCUUUUACCUCUUCGCAGCUGAUGCCCGGGAAAAGGCUCGGCUGCCAGCACGCCUCUCCCAAGGUGCCUCCUGUUCAAAAGUCCUAGAAGAUCGGUGGUACUUCCAGGAGCCAAGUGGAGCUGCUUUGUUUUCGUUCUUUUUUUAUUUUUUAUUUUUUUUUCCCCUGAGAAGAACAUCUGUUUGAGGACUCGGCACCUUUUCCCAGACUGAAAGAGGUAUUUUGUGUCAUUAAUGCGUUUCUUCUUUGAAAGCAGCAUAUUUUCUUCCUGCUGUCUGCACUCUCCUCUUGGUCUCCCUCCCGGGUGUGGGGGCUGUGCCCCUAUGGAUGCCCCUGUGCAGAUUUUCCGGGAGGAGCCAGACUCCACCUGCCCCCCAGGGUCCUGCCAUUCCCCCAGCACCAGCAGCAGCUGGCCCCAGGGCUGGGCAGACUAUGACAGCAAUGCCACCGGGGCCUUUGGGGACACCCAGCACAACCACACCAGCAUCUCCCCUGCUAUCCCCAUCAUCAUCACUGCUGUCUACUCCGUGGUCUUCGUCGUCGGCUUGGUGGGAAACUCUCUGGUCAUGUUUGUCAUCAUAAGGUACACAAAGAUGAAGACUGCAACCAACAUCUACAUUUUCAAUCUGGCUAUGGCAGAUGCACUGGUGACCACGACUAUGCCUUUCCAGAGCACUGAGUACCUGAUGAACUCCUGGCCCUUUGGUGAUGUGCUGUGUAAAAUAGUUAUUUCAAUUGACUAUUAUAACAUGUUUACCAGCAUAUUCACGCUGACCAUGAUGAGUGUUGAUCGAUACAUUGCUGUGUGUCACCCUGUGAAAGCUCUGGACUUCCGUACUCCUCUGAAGGCAAAGAUAAUCAAUAUCUGUAUCUGGCUGUUGUCCUCAUCUGUUGGCAUAUCUGCAAUAGUACUUGGAGGCACCAAAGUCAGGGAAGAUACUGCUAGCACUGAAUGCUCCUUGCAGUUCCCAGACAAAGAUUACGUGUGGUGGGACAUCUUCAUGAAGAUCUGUGUCUUUGUCUUCGCAUUUGUUAUUCCAGUCCUAAUUAUAAUUGUUUGUUAUACUCUGAUGAUCCUGCGCCUUAAAAGCGUGAGGCUUCUCUCAGGCUCUCGAGAAAAAGAUCGCAACCUGCGCCGCAUCACCAGGUUGGUUCUUGUGGUGGUGGCAGUUUUUAUAAUCUGUUGGACUCCUAUCCACAUUUUCGUGCUGGUUGAAGCUUUAGGGGAUGUGUCCCACAGUACUGCUGCUAUAUCCAGCUAUUAUUUCUGCAUCGCUUUGGGUUACACCAACAGCAGCCUCAACCCCAUUCUUUAUGCUUUUCUGGAUGAAAACUUCAAGAGAUGUUUCAAGGACUUCUGCUUCCCCCUUAAGGUGAGGAUGGACAGGCAGAGCACCAGCAGAGUCAGAAACACUGUGCAAGACCCAGCGUAUAUGAGGGAAGCAGAUGGGACAAACAAACCUGUAUGACUAGUCGUGGAAAUGUCGUCUUACUGUCCUCAAGAGAGAGAAGAGUCCAAUGACCUAGGACUGACACAGAUUACCACUGCAGUUUGAACUAGACUUGACAAACAAGAACCUCCUGAAAAUAAGCUUAAAUGGAAAGGACCUGAAUGAUGACCAGGUUUUGGUACUAUAUUUGCUGUACUAGGUCAGGUCCUAAUACACAUUCCUAGGGAAAGAGGAGAUAGUGUUGUACCAGUUGAUUCUGGAUAAGAAAAGUUCUGGCUUUUCUCUUCAAAAUACAUAAAGUUAUAUUGAGCAACAUUUGGUCAUAACACAGAGUUAUGCCAGAAACUUUUACCCCAACAGUGACUGCUUCUCAACCAUGCAUUUUGGCAAUUUGAUUUGCCAUACUCUUUUACAGUGAAGAGUGUUGAGGUUUCUGAAGAACAAUACCAGAGCUAUAAUCAAUAUUGUCCUCAACCAGUGUAUCUCUAACAUUUGUCUGUGUUGUGGAAAUCCAAUUUAAGCAUGAUCUGCCUACACACCAAAGUGAUUUUAUUGUGUCUGUGAAUGGUAAAGCAUUUUAACAUUUUAAAAUAUUGGGUUUGAAGGAGGCUUGUUAGUGUAUUUUUAGCAUUUGUUUAAACACCUGUGUGUAAUGUUUUCUGUGUGAUUUCCCAAGGUGACUGUGAAUUUAUUGAUUGUGACUAAGAUAAUAUGCAUUUUCCAGAGUAUAUUUUGAAUAAGAGGCUAGAAAACUUCACUUGUUACAGAACUGCUGAAAAACUGUGCCACAUUCAUAACAUGAUGGGGAAUAAUCACAUUCUCUUUUCAGUAAAGGAGACAAAUGAAUGUACUUAAAAUACUGCUAUACUUGUUUCCCUGGACAGUUUGAAAUAAAUAUUUGAUGAAUUAGAAACUAAUGAAUUAGGACAUGGGUUAAUUGAACAGAUACAAAGGAAAUUAAGAGUAAAUAUACUAGAUGUUUUAAUGGUACAUGAUUGGAAAAGUUCCCAUUUUGUUGUUGAUGAUACAUUUUCUUUGAUAUAGUCCUAUGAAUUCAGCAAAUUUCCCUUUUUUCCUGUGAAGAUGGAACACAACUACCGAGUUACUAGCUUACUGAAGGUAAGUUUAUGGUAAAACAGAACCUUAAUUCCAGUCUGUAGUUUUUUGUCUUCCUAACUGGUAUAUUUUACUGCCCCCACUUACUGCUAUUGCUGAAGUUUGGAGGAAUGCUCUCAUCAUCUUCACUGGCAACAGAUCUGGUCACCAGACAUCUUCCUGGUAACUUUUUUUCUUUUUACAAAGUCAUAAAUAAGGUUUUGACUUCAAUGAAUGGCAGAUUUUCUCAGAAACACAGUCUGGCCCUAUUGGACCAAAAAUCCUUUAGGCCUACCAACCUAAGUCAUGAGGUUUCCUCUUGUAGCUGACAGUACAGUUAUUGUGGAAGUGCUGUAGAGAUUCAAUCUCCUGCACAACUUGCACAUCCUUUAUUGUUAAUAUACUCAUGAAUGUCAAAUAUUUUGGAUAUCAGGUUCAUAAAUGUAAAGCUCUGACACUCACCUUGCAGUACUAGAUCAAGCCUGUACAGUCAGAGGUGUUCAUGGCUCACACAGUACACAGCUGCUGUGUAGAGCAAAGCUGUGAGGUUCAGGUCCUGAAGAGUGGUGACUGAGAACUAGUGAGUGUCUCCACUUCCUUUUUUUUUUUUUUACAUGCAUCCAUCUUUCUAAAUAAAGUUCUGACCUUUACUUAUUCACAAAAAGAGAAUGUUUAAGGUAAAAAUUCACAAUCCAAGGUAUUUAUCAAGUUAGAAGAAAACAAGCUGUGAAAGAACUAGACCCUAAAGAAUUUUAUUUAUUCGAAAUAACCUGUGGUUUUGUUCAUGAUGUGCCAUUUGCAUAUGCAUAUCUGCAUUUCAAUAGAGCUAUUACUCUAUAGAUUAUGCACAGUGUUCUGCAUUGUAAUGACAAAUCAAUGUUCUUUAUGUGUAAAAAGGAGCUCUACAAUAAUAAAUUUUUAUGUGUGUGUGU